This is a messenger RNA of Abrus precatorius (Indian licorice), 1439 nucleotides long. Its product is annotated as probable methyltransferase At1g27930. The coding region runs from base 118 to 993 and encodes 291 amino acids. The record is from RefSeq and is a predicted model, not a curated record. Gene Ontology annotation, biological process: xylan biosynthetic process. The transcript has a single exon. NCBI's taxonomy places the organism in Eukaryota, Viridiplantae, Streptophyta, Magnoliopsida, Fabales, Fabaceae.
CCUGUAUUCCCCCAACACUACUAGCCAACCAUCCUCUAUCCCUCACUUGAAAAUCAUACGAACUCCCUACAAAUAUCUCGCAAGUAUCACACCAACCAUAACUCAACAUACAAACCAAUGCAAGUCAACGGAAAGAUGAAGAACCGCUAUCAGCUACCGGAGAAGCGGUGUUGGGUGUGGCUGUCGGCAAUGUUGGGAAUAAUCGGAGUAUCACUCUUCACAGCCAGCUUGAUCCAAACCUCAGAUUACAACACCUUCCUAUGUUCUCUCACAAAAACCAGACCAGAACAGUUGAAUAAAAACGAGCCCACAUGGAUCCAGUUUCACGCGAUUCUCCACUACGCCACCUCGCAUGUUGUCCCUCAACAAUCACUCUCCGAAAUCACCGUCACAUUCGACGUUCUAAAAUCCCUCAGCCGCCCCUCAAACUUCCUCGUAUUCGGGCUGGGCCACGACUCUCUCAUGUGGGCCAGCAUCAACCCACGUGGCACCACGCUGUUCCUCGAGGAGGACCCGAAGUGGGUCCAGACAGUCCUCAAGGACGCGCCUGAGCUCCGAGCCCACGCCGUGCGUUACCGCACGCAGCUUCGCGACGCCGACAGGCUUCUCUCUGGGUACCGGUCGGAGCAGGCGUGUUCUCCGGAGACGGCCACGCUUCGCGGCAACGAGCGGUGCCAGCUGGCUCUUCAUAACCUCCCCGAGGAGGUGUAUGAGAGGGAGUGGGACUUGAUUAUGAUCGACGCGCCGAGAGGGUACUUCGCGGAGGCGCCGGGACGCAUGGCGGCGAUAUUCUCGGCGGCGGUGAUGGCGAGGAAUAGGAAGGGAUCGGGUGUGACGCACGUGUUUUUACAUGACGUGGAUCGGAAGGUGGAGAAGGUUUAUGCAGAAGAGUUUCUUUGUAGGAAGAAUUUGGUUAAAGGUGUUGGGAGGCUUUGGCAUUUCCAGAUUCCUCCAAAGGGUAAUCACACUCACAACGAUGCUCGUUUCUGUUAGGCCUUCCCAAUAUGCACCUCUUCACUCUCUAUUUUCUUCUUCUUCUUCUUCUUCUUCUUUUUGUUUUUCUUACUAUGAUUCAAAACGAGUGGCGUCCAUAGAAACAGCGUUGUAGUGAAUAGUGAAAGUACCAUAUGUUACAUUACAGAUUUACCAAUUUACGUUGUCGUUUUACGGAGACAAAGAGGUGAAUGAGGAAUGUGUGUGGGAUUACAGGUGGAGGGUGCUGAUGAUGCCGACACAAGAGGAUUUGAUUAUCUUACCUUUUUUUUCUUUUGACCUUUUUUCAUCAAAUUUUCUUUAUAGUUUCUACCUUACUCUCGAUUUUCUUUUUCGUGGAAGAUCUAAUUGUCGUCCGUAUCGAGAUGGCAGAGGUAAGAAGGAAAAAAGGGCUGUGUUUUGUUCCACACGUCGUCAGAUGAAAAAAAGUGAAAAGAAAUCAUGUU